Debaryomyces fabryi is the source of this 450-nucleotide messenger RNA. RefSeq lists its product as uncharacterized. Gene Ontology annotation, biological process: endosome transport via multivesicular body sorting pathway. Gene Ontology annotation, cellular component: fungal-type vacuole membrane; fungal-type vacuole lumen. The transcript has a single exon. Gene Ontology annotation, molecular function: ubiquitin protein ligase binding. The record is from RefSeq and is a predicted model, not a curated record. The coding region runs from base 1 to 450 and encodes 149 amino acids. NCBI's taxonomy places the organism in Eukaryota, Fungi, Ascomycota, Pichiomycetes, Serinales, Debaryomycetaceae.
AUGUGUUGUUGUGAAUGUUUAUCUGAUAUUUGCCUCAUAGUGGUAUCUGUGUUCUUUCCGCCGUUACCGGUUUGGAUUAGAAGAGGUCUUUGUACUUGCGAUUCCUUAAUCAACAUCUUGUUGUGCAUGUUAGGAUAUUUCCCGGGAUUAAUACAUUCAUGGUAUAUUAUCGCAAAAUACCCUCCAUAUGCUAUAAGUCAUGAAUCUAAGGUGUACUAUGUGUACCAAACACAGUCAGAUCUUGAAAAUCAGUAUGGCGAAAGAAAUUCUAGGACGUCCAGGGGUUCCAGAAAUCCGCUCCACCACCAUCACCAUCAUCACCACCAUCACCAUAGAGAACCACUAGACCAUGAGCCUUUGCCUAUUUCCAACCCUACAUAUGGCUCCACCAGUGAUAGAAAUGAUAGAAACGAAACAUCUCCGCCUGCGUACACAGAGAUUAGCAAAUAA